Messenger RNA from Anolis sagrei ordinatus, 5660 nucleotides. RefSeq names its product glutamate ionotropic receptor kainate type subunit 2 (gene GRIK2). Gene Ontology annotation, cellular component: postsynaptic density membrane; presynaptic membrane; kainate selective glutamate receptor complex. Gene Ontology annotation, biological process: modulation of chemical synaptic transmission; synaptic transmission, glutamatergic; monoatomic ion transport. Gene Ontology annotation, molecular function: transmitter-gated monoatomic ion channel activity involved in regulation of postsynaptic membrane potential; kainate selective glutamate receptor activity. The record is from RefSeq and is a predicted model, not a curated record. NCBI's taxonomy places the organism in Eukaryota, Metazoa, Chordata, Lepidosauria, Squamata, Anolidae.
UCUCACUCUCCCGCGCGCGCUCUCUCUCUCGCUCCGGAGCCCCUUCGCCACGGAGCUCCGCGCGCCUCGCCUCCUCUUCCUCCUCGCCUUCCUCCCUCGCCCUCGACGGAGCCCCAGAAAAGCGCAGGCAGAGCGGAGCGGAGGGGAGACAGAGCUGCCGGAGCAGCAAGCGAAGGCUCGGCCGGCUGGCGUGCGUCUGUUUGGAUUUCUCUAGGAUUCUCCCUCCUCCUCCGACACCUCCUCCUCCUCCUCCUCUAUCGCUUCCUCCUCCUCCUCCUCCUCCACCUCCUCCUCCUCCUCCCUCUCGACUACCAUGGAUGUCCCACCAUUCCUUGCAGUCGAAGGUUGCUCCUUGGCGCAGUGAAGGAAGAUCAUGCCGGGAUUGCUAAUGGCUCUGGGAAGCAGGAGCGCGGCGGCCGUGGCGGCAGUGGCGGAUCUCCCUUCGGCGUGACCAUGCCGUGAUCGCCUGGCCGGCCCCCAGCACUCCCAAGCGCCUCGCCUCACCUCCGAGAGGGGGGGUCACGAAAGACACCCUCCCCAAUUCACAACAACAACAAUCAUAGAACAAUAACAACACGCCACCUCCCGACCUAGUCCCACCCGCCCGCCCGCCCGCCCUGUCGUUUGGGAGAAAAGGGGGAAACCCACCCGCCCGAGAGGACAAACAAACCCAAACACACACAAAUCCGGCGCGCUGGUGUGCAGAGGGAACACCAUGAAGAUUAUUUCCCCGAUUCUAAGCCAUCCAGUCUUCAGAGGCACCCUUCGGCUCCUGUUUUGCUUACUGUGGAUUGGAUAUUCCCAAGGAACCACGCAUGUGUUGAGAUUCGGGGGUAUUUUUGAAUGUGUGGAAUCUGGCCCAACAGGAGCAAUGGGAGCAGAGGAACUGGCCUUCCGGUUUGCUGUGAACACAAUAAACAGAAAUAGAACUCUGUUACCAAAUACCACAUUAACCUAUGAUACCCAGAAGAUAAAUCUCUAUGACAGUUUUGAAGCAUCCAAAAAAGCUUGUGAUCAGCUCUCUCUUGGAGUAGCAGCCAUCUUUGGGCCUUCACACAGCUCUUCAGCUAAUGCAGUGCAAUCUAUCUGCAAUGCGUUGGGGGUUCCACAUAUACAGACGCGCUGGAAGCACCAGGUUUCAGACAACAAAGACUCCUUUUAUGUCAGCCUUUACCCAGAUUUCUCUUCACUCAGCCGUGCCAUCCUUGACCUUGUGCAGUUCUUCAAGUGGAAAACUGUCACAGUUGUUUACGAUGACAGCACAGGUCUUAUUCGAUUACAAGAGCUCAUUAAAGCACCAUCACGAUACAACCUGCGCCUCAAAAUCCGCCAGUUACCAGCUGACACAAAGGAUGCCAAGCCCUUGCUCAAGGAGAUGAAAAGAGGCAAGGAAUUCCAUGUCAUCUUUGACUGUAGUCAUGAGAUGGCAGCAGGCAUUUUAAAGCAGGCUCUAGCAAUGGGAAUGAUGACGGAAUACUAUCAUUACAUCUUUACCACAUUGGACCUCUUUGCUCUUGAUGUGGAACCAUAUCGGUACAGUGGGGUUAAUAUGACUGGAUUCAGGAUUUUGAACACUGAAAACAGCCAGGUGUCAUCCAUCAUUGAAAAGUGGUCCAUGGAACGAUUACAGGCACCUCCAAAGCCUGAUUCAGGGUUGCUGGAUGGAUUCAUGACGACGGACGCAGCUUUAAUGUAUGAUGCUGUUCAUGUGGUGUCAGUGGCUGUCCAGCAGUUCCCACAGAUGACUGUCAGUUCGUUGCAGUGUAAUCGGCACAAACCAUGGCGCUUUGGGACCCGCUUCAUGAAUCUCAUUAAAGAGGCUCACUGGGAAGGCCUCACUGGCAGGAUAACUUUCAACAAAACUAAUGGCUUAAGGACAGAUUUUGACUUAGAUGUGAUUAGCCUUAAGGAAGAAGGUCUUGAAAAGAUUGGAACUUGGGAUCCUGCAAGUGGCCUUAAUAUGACUGAGAAUCAGAAAGGAAAACCAGCAAACAUUACUGACUCCCUGUCUAAUCGUUCUUUAACUGUAACCACCAUUUUGGAAGAGCCAUAUGUGAUGUUCAAGAAGUCAGAUAAACCUUUGUAUGGGAAUGAUAGAUUUGAGGGAUAUUGCAUCGAUCUUCUCAGGGAAUUAUCAACCUUCCUUGGAUUUACCUAUGAAAUCAGGCUCGUGGAAGAUGGAAAAUAUGGAGCCCGAGACGAUGCCAGUGGACAAUGGAAUGGCAUGGUUCGUGAAUUAAUUGACCAUAAAGCUGACCUUGCUGUGGCCCCAUUGGCUAUUACAUAUGUUCGAGAGACUGUCAUCGACUUUUCCAAGCCAUUUAUGACUCUCGGAAUAAGUAUUUUGUACCGAAAACCCAAUGGUACAAACCCGGGCGUCUUCUCCUUCCUGAAUCCUCUCUCCCCUGAUAUCUGGAUGUAUAUUCUGCUGGCUUACUUGGGUGUCAGUUGUGUGCUCUUUGUCAUAGCCAGGUUUAGUCCCUAUGAGUGGUAUAACCCACACCCUUGCAACCCCGACUCAGACGUGGUGGAAAACAAUUUUACCUUGCUAAAUAGUUUCUGGUUUGGAGUUGGAGCUCUCAUGCAGCAAGGUUCCGAGCUCAUGCCCAAAGCCCUCUCCACCAGGAUAGUGGGAGGCAUUUGGUGGUUUUUCACACUUAUCAUCAUUUCCUCGUACACUGCUAAUCUAGCCGCCUUUCUGACAGUGGAGCGCAUGGAAUCCCCCAUCGAUUCAGCAGACGAUUUAGCAAAACAGACAAAAAUAGAAUAUGGCGCAGUUGAAGAUGGAGCAACCAUGACUUUUUUUAAGAAAUCAAAAAUCGCCACGUAUGAAAAAAUGUGGGCUUUUAUGAAUAGCAGGAGACAGUCAGUGCUUGUCAAAAGUAAUGAAGAAGGCAUCCAGCGUGUACUCACAUCAGAUUAUGCCUUUCUAAUGGAGUCAACUACCAUUGAGUUUGUUACGCAGCGAAACUGUAACCUCACACAAAUUGGAGGCCUGAUUGAUUCCAAAGGCUAUGGAGUUGGAACUCCCAUGGGGUCUCCAUACAGAGACAAGAUAACAAUAGCAAUUCUUCACUUGCAAGAGGAAGGCAAACUCCACAUGAUGAAGGAGAAAUGGUGGAGAGGCAAUGGCUGUCCAGAAGAAGAGAGCAAAGACGCCAGUGCGCUUGGAGUACAAAAUAUUGGUGGCAUCUUCAUUGUUUUGGCGGCAGGAUUGGUACUUUCCGUCUUUGUGGCAGUGGGGGAGUUUUUGUACAAAUCCAAAAAAAACGCCCAGUUGGAAAAGAGGUCCUUCUGUAGUGCUAUGGUAGAGGAGCUGAGGAUGUCUCUGAAGUGUCAGCGUCGGUUAAAACACAAACCGCAGGCUCCUGUUAUUGUGAAAACAGAAGAGGUCAUCAACAUGCACACAUUUAAUGACAGAAGGUUGCCAGGUAAAGAAACUAUGGCAUAGAGCUGGGAAGCCAAACAACCCCAAGCACAAACUAUUGUCCUUUAUUUUAUUUUUUCUUCUUUUUUCCCAAAACAACUUUUGCGAGAAUGUUUCCUGUGGAAAUAUGCAACUUGUGCAAAAUAAAAUGAGUUACCUCAUGCCGCUGUGUCUAUGAACUAGAGACUCCGUGAUCUAAGCAGUUGCAAAGGCCAGACUCCAAUUCACAAGCAUCAUGGAUCAACCAAGUUUCUAAGGGGAGGGAGGGCUGUGGGUGUGGGCAUUCCACCAUUUGUCACGGGUUCCACCAUUCCUUAAUGAAUGAAAGUUCUUUGUGAGUUUUAUGGCUGGCUACAAAUACAGUCUCAGUGAGAAACGGCAAGUCCCUUUUCUGAAGUUCAUCUGCUGCCAGGGGCUGGAGAAGCAAUUGAACAACUAAAGAAACUAACUACCAGAGAAGUCUUUGAAAAAUAAUAGCUCAGAACUCUUGUAGGGGAAGAAGAAAAAACAGACUUUGUUUUGUACUCUUAAGUGUAGAAGACCUUGUAUCUGCUGGCCAAAGUCAGCAUGGUGGUCAUGCCAGCUGAUAUGAGCUUAUUUAACGGCAAAGUCCAGAACAUUCAAAAAUGGAAUCUCCCAAAAUAGAAGAAUGAAUACAGGAAGUGUUACCUGCUUUUUGAUUGUCUCUGUGUCAUUGACCUGAAUAAAAGUAAAACCACUCAGUCAGGCAGUAGAAAGUUGCAUAGUUCACCUAUACUGGAACUCUGUUGUAUCAGAACUCAAAAGAGGUGGACCCUAUGUUGGAUGACACAAAAAGUUUCCCUGUCAUUUCUUUUUUUUAUAUAAAAAAACACACAAUGUACCCUUUGUUGCUUAGAUCUAAGCAAUUACUUGAUUGUUCAACUGUGAAGCAAAGAGCAUAUCUGACAUAAUGAAGGUGGUGGUUAUUUUUAGCCAAGAAAGGGUUUGGGCAUCUCUUAUCUCUGGUUUGAAAUGAACUUGAUAGAGCCUGUAGAAUUGUUGCUAAUAGUGGGAAAAAGGAUGGAUCACAUAAAAAGGAAAGAAUGUGUAGAACUUAAAAGUUAAGGGUGUUUAAAUGAGUAAAAUUCUUGAGCAGUUCCUCCCCCCACCCCCACCCCCAAAUACAAGGAGAAAAGGUUCAAGUUUAUUUGUGGAAAUGCAAGAUUUCUAUGAAAAUAGUUUUUGUAUGGAAAUUUUUUGUAAUACUUUUUAAAUCAACAGUCUCAAGAACCUGUGAUCCAAUCAGGGGUGUGGUGCCAAGAGUGACUGGUAGUGUGUACGCAGCACCACCAACGUUUGGUGAAAACUAUUUUUAUCAAAGAAAAAAGGAGAAUCUUAGAAGAGAAAUAUUUUCAAGUUAGAUAAUAUAAAAUCUAGGUGCACUACCAAUACUACUUACCAUACCACACCCCUGGAUUUCACUAGCCUGAUAAUAUACUAUAAUGAAGAGACGUGUGUAAAUGAUGAAAGACACAGACCUCUUGACCACAUUGUGAUAACAGUUGAAGUGCACACAGUUUGCUGUUUGAAUCCAAUGCACAACAUUAAAAGAAAACCAACCACACACACAUUAACAAAAUUGUCAGUUCUUAGUUGUUUUGUGGGUUGGGUGGGUUGGGAUUGCUAUGUGAUUUGAGCAAUGUGUGCUCAGUACUGUCAGAAUUGGUACUCACAACCUUCUUAUAUUGGGGUCUUCUUCUGCAAACAUUUACUACCCAACAUUUACUUUGGCAAGAAUAUUAGCAUCUGUAAAGUGUUUGCAGGUUGAGGCUUAUUCUUCCUUUCAAUGAAUCUCUAACACCUGGACACAAAUGAAUAUAAAUCCUUUCUGUAUGAACGUUCUAGGAAGGAAUGCCCAUUGCCCAAUGUGUUCAUGUGAAACUUUUGUUAAUUCCAACUUGAAUGUACACUGGAGAAGCACCUCUCUAUUGCUCCCCCAUAGCCCUUUUUGGGAAACACCUAUGCUAGUGAUAUUUAAAAUAACAACAACAGAUGCUUAAACUGCCUUUCUGGUGCUCAGUCAGAUAUGAUACCGACCUAAUAAUUUUAACUUAGUCUUACUGUACAUUUGUAUCCUGAAAAUGAAAAUGUAUAAUGGUGCGAUAUGUAGGGACACUUGCCUACACCCACAAUUUAUAAAUAUAGCUUUUUAUUCCAAACAGAUCAUUUAUUUCUUUUAUUUUCUUUUUUAAUAAACAAGAUCCAAACACUA